Messenger RNA from Brenthis ino (lesser marbled fritillary), 921 nucleotides. Lineage: Eukaryota; Metazoa; Arthropoda; Insecta; Lepidoptera; Nymphalidae. The record is from the annotation of a GenBank genome assembly.
AUGGGUUCUACGGGAUUGACUUUGGCAGAUUUGCCGAAUAUAUUUAUUAUGAUAGGUGCCCUCGUUGCACUUUUUGUGAUGCUAGUCAUUCUUCUCAGGAACAUGGAAUUCAUAGGUAUAGUCGGCGAAGGUCGAGAAGACACAUGGCCGAGAGCAAUGCAGCCUCCACGUCUCUUGAUGCAAAGGGUUCAUAUACCUUUCACAUUCAAAUUACAAGAGAACGAACCUAUUGGGUAUAGCGGUGUGAGAUGCUGCGUGUCAUCUACCGUGAGAUACUGGCACGCGAGCUGGUGGGGCGCGCCUGUGAGGGACUUACAUCAGACACUGUGGGGCACUUUGCCAGAAAUACUCGCCUCAAGUAAUUUAAACUUUAGCAGAUGUAAUCCACACGAUGAGAAAGAUAUGAAACUUUCAUCGGAGCCACUACAGUUGGGUUCUCCGCCUCGAACCUGCUACCCUCUAGUCGUCAUCCUGGCACGUGACCAGAGGGACACCGCCGAACUGAGGCCAGAUGACACGGUAGCGCUAAUAAGCGUCGUACACAUUAGGGACGACCAGUGCCAGCUUCCCAGCGGCAUCAUAGCACAAUACCUGAAGCAAGCAAAUGGACACUUGUCUUGUUUAAAACAACUCUACGUGUCCGGAGAGUCGACGGAGACGUGCGAGAGCGAGACAGAGAUGGGUGAGUACGCGCGAGAGGCGCUCUGCUGCGUGUGCGCCGCCGCGCCGCUCUCGCGCGCGCUAUUGCCGUGCCGACACGCGUGCCUGUGUGCGAGGUGUUUGCCUAAACUAGACAAGUGUCCAAUCUGCCGGAGCGCCAUCACGAGCUAUUUCUGCAUCCGCAAUGAAGAGGAGCCGUUGUCGGAGCUCAAGCAGCAGUUCCCGUUCAACAGGCGUAUAUUAAACCUUUUCCAUUAUCAU